Messenger RNA from Vitis vinifera (wine grape), 1008 nucleotides. RefSeq lists its product as uncharacterized. Gene Ontology annotation, biological process: intracellular sterol transport. Bases 289 to 753 code for a protein of 154 amino acids. The record is from RefSeq and is a predicted model, not a curated record. The transcript is spliced from 4 exons. Gene Ontology annotation, molecular function: sterol binding. Lineage: Eukaryota; Viridiplantae; Streptophyta; Magnoliopsida; Vitales; Vitaceae.
UGUGAUUUACAGUGAUCGGUGUCGUGGACGGUUUUUAAUAAAAAAAAUUUAUAAAAUCGAAUAUGCUGCUUUUAUCGUCUUUCGUCAGCCUCACGGCACUCACCUGCCCUGCCUAGACACAGCGAACAAGAAAGGGUUAUACCAAUCGGUACCUGCGCCUCAAGACACAAACUAUCAUUUUCUAGGAACUUGGCAUCUUCAUACACUUUCUUCCUCCGCACGACCCUAAAUUAGGGGGGGGGGGGGAGAAAAAAUCUCAAUUUUGUUUGUGGAUUUGGUUUUGAAUCCAUGGAGUUGUGUCAAUUGAAGCUCACUCUUCUUCUUUUUUUCGCUGUUUGCUUGCUUGUGCCUUCGAUCCAAGCCAAAAGUGUUAGCUACUGCGAUAAGAAAGGUCAGUAUGCUGUUAAGGUCCAGGAUAUUCAGAUCUCUCCGGAUCCUAUUAUCCCAGGCAAGCCAGCCACCUUCACUAUCUCCGCUUCUGCAGGUGAGGGUAUCUCUGGAGGUAAAGUGGUGAUUGAGGUUUCAUUAUUUGGGGUGCAUGUCCACACAGAGAGCCAUAAUCUUUGUGAGGAGACAUCCUGUCCUAUUUCAGGAGGCAACUUUGAGCUCUCUCAUUCACAAAUGCUUCCAGGAUUCACCCCACCAGGCUCAUACACUCUCAAGAUGAAGAUGGAGGAUGAGAGCAAGCAUCAGCUGACCUGCAUUACCUUCAAUUUCAACAUCGGUUUUGGGUCUUAUGUGGCUGAUAGUUAAGAGUGAACAAUUAAAGAGGUUUUCGCAGAAUCCAUCUUUGUCAUGUUUGCUUGUUAGAAAAAAAAAAAGAAAGUCACAGGAACUCGUUAUGUUACGCCUGUAAAGUCAUGGAACAUCUUAAAACGAUAUAUGGCUGUCCGGAUGCAGGUGCAACUGUUCAUGUUAUCUUGUACCAUCUACCAUGUGACUAUUCUUAAAGGAUACUUUUUAUCUUCUGUUUUGGAAAUGAAGGAAUGUGAAUACACUGUUUCUCCA